AUGGACAUUCGCGGUAAACUCAAAGAUGAACUUAAACAAAAAGAUCCAAAAAAUCGAGUAUUUUAUCAACAUCAAUCAUUUGCUGAAACAGCUGUAAAUGCACUUGAACAAAGAACAUUACUUGAUAUUGAUUCAGAACCAUGGAAUACUCGUCAUACAAGUAUCAUCUGUACUUUAGGACCUGCAUCACAAAGUGUAGAAAUGCUUACAAAAAUGAUUGAUGCUGGAAUGAAUAUCGCUCGACUUAAUUUUUCACAUGGAUCCUAUGAAUAUCAUCAACAAAGUAUUGAUAAUGUUCGUGCUGCUGAAAAACUUACAGGAGAAGGAUAUCAAUUUCGACCAAUUGCCAUUGCAUUAGAUACAAAAGGUCCUGAAAUUCGAACCGGUGUUUUAGCUGAUGGAGUUAACAGUGAACUUGAUUUACAAAAUGGAAUGAGCGUUCGUUUAACAACUGAUGCACAAUAUGCAGAUAAAUGUUCAAAAGAUAAUUUAUUUGUUGAUUAUAAAAAUAUAGUUCAAGUUAUUAAAUCAGGAAAUCGAGUUUUUAUCGACGAUGGUCUUAUAUCAUUACUUGUUAAAGAAGUUGGAGAUACUUUUCUUCAAUGUGAAGUUGAAAAUGGUGGUUUAUUAGGUAGUCGUAAAGGUGUUAAUUUACCAGGUGUACCAAUUGAUUUACCAGCUGUAUCAGCAAAAGAUGAAAAAGAUCUUCUAUUUGCUGUAAAAAAUGAUCUUGAUAUGGUUUUUGCUAGUUUUAUUCGAGAUGCUGACGGUAUUCGUGUAAUUCGAAAAAUUCUUGGUGAACAAGGAAAAGAUAUGAAAAUUAUUGCAAAAAUUGAAAAUCAUCAAGGAAUUCAAAAUUUUGAUUCAAUUCUUGAAGAAGCUGAUGGUAUUAUGGUUGCUCGAGGUGAUAUGGGUAUUGAAAUACCACCACAAAAAGUUUUUGUUGCACAAAAAAUGAUGAUUGCAAAAUGUAAUCAAGUUGGUAAACCAGUUAUUUGCGCUACACAAAUGUUGGAAAGUAUGACAAAAAAUCCUCGUCCAACUCGUGCUGAAGUCAGCGAUGUUGCUAAUGCAGUUUUGGAUAAUGCUGAUUGUAUUAUGUUAUCAGGUGAAACAGCUAAAGGCAAAUAUCCUAUACAAUGUAUUCAAUUAAUGCACGAGAUUGCUCGAGAAGCUGAAGCUUGUUUAUUUCAUCGUGAACUUUUCGAAAAUCUUCGUUAUUUUACUAAACCACCAUUGGAUCAAAUGCAAUCAACAGCUAUUGCUGCUGUUGAAGCAGCUUUUCGAAGUUAUUCUUCACUUAUUAUUGUAUUGACACAUUCUGGAAAAUCGGCUCAUCUUAUUGCUCAAUAUCGCCCACGAGCCGUUAUUAUGACUGUAACACGAUCUAUGAAAACAGCACGACAAAUUCAUUUAUACCGCGGUUGUUGUCCUGUUCAUGUUGCCACUCAACGAAAAGCUAAUGCACCAACUGCUGCUGGUGAACAUGACGCUAAUACUCCUGAUCGUGAAAGUCAAGAUCUUUUAUUUAAACAACAUCAUAUAUCAACAACUCAAGCUUUAGCUAUGAGUGAUUGGUUACUUGAUGUUGAUGCUCGUGUUAUCGAUGCAAUUAGCCUUGCUAAACAACGUGGUUUUGUUUCAUCUGGUGAUGCUGUUGUUGUUGUUACAGGAUGGCGUCCGGGUUAUGGUACAACAAAUACCUUACGUGUCAUUUAUGCUGAUUAA
This is a messenger RNA of Adineta steineri, 1728 nucleotides long. The record is from the annotation of a GenBank genome assembly. Lineage: Eukaryota; Metazoa; Rotifera; Eurotatoria; Adinetida; Adinetidae.